AUCGGGUUGAAAAUCAAAAAGCACAAUGGAAGCUAUACAAAUCAAGGCUCGUGAUUUGAGGAAAACGUCCGCGGAACAACAGUUGAUCCGGCAAGUGUCAUGUGACGGGACGGGUCAGCAGUACGACCAAGUCGGUGGCAUAAUGACAGUGACCAUGACACCGAUCAUGAUCGAGUCGUAAGGCUGACAGUUGGUGUAAUGGGUACUUGAUCAAGCAACGUUACAAGAUUUCCAGCUGACUCAUUACAGGCGAUAGAGUCCAUCUGCGCUGAUACAGCAGAUCGAUCUGUUCUUGGCAUGCUGCUAUAUAAAUUCCCGCAGGUCUCAUCUGACUUGACUGCUCCCAUCAGUUCUUCUCACCUGAUAGUAAGAAGAGCAGCUGUCCACACCGCUGUCGUCAUACUAAGUGACCCCACAACAUGAGGCGACAUGUAUAGAAUGCCGUUACCCCGAACUUUUAAGACACUCCGCUGGAGUGCUACAACCGUUCGCCAUAGUGUGUUACUCUAUGGAUAGUAAUAGGGCACCAUUACUUCGACAUGGGGAUAUGGGAUGACGGUGAGGAUCCGGACCCGUUCCUGAUGAGGAACCCGAACUUGGCCAUGGUCACUAUAGACCGUCCUGCGGCUCCAGCACCACCAGGAACUCCAUCGCCUCCGGCAUCAAGACGGCCCAGUGCACCCGAGCACUCAUCAGCGGAGCCCUCUACAGAUCCAAAUCUGGCCAAUCCCCGUCUUAUGGUUAACAGAGCAUGUAUCUACGAACGUCACUUACCGGGUGAUGCCUACGUGACGGCUCACGUGCAGCGCCUGCAACACGGGUUCUACUCGAGCGCAGCCGUCUCUGAUCAAGAUCUCGACCAUGUGGACUUCCUGGGGAUCAACUUCAUAUUCCACUCCCCCAACACCCUUACGCAUCGUUUCAAGGCAGCGACCAUCCGAGCCUCGCUGCACAGCAUGCGAGAAAACUCCAAGACCCCCACUGCGUCACAAAACCUCCAUGCGUACCGGUCGAGAAAUCCACGGUUUCUCAAGCACGCACCACACCUACUGUACGGGGCUGUUUCACCCGAGACACUUCAAUGGAACUACAGCCUCGCCGGGUCGCUCGGUGUAGCUGAGCUACCCCUUAUGGCCAGCAUCUCACCCUCCGGCGGCAUGAACGGACGGUACCGACGGUACGAGAUGAUGAGAAUCCAGGGCUCGGUCCGGUCAUUGAAGAGCCCACGCGGGCGGAAGUUCGACGUCGAGGCGGGGGAGAUUGUCUGGUCACUGGAGGAGAACAAUCUGCAGCGAUCUGGUCUGCCACGGGAGUUCACGUUCGCCAUGUUAAUCCAGAAACCGCGUGCCGACAGCCGAAUCCAACUGGCUCUGGAUAUCGAGCCCGUCCUCCAAUGCAGCUACUUCAACUACCCGACAUGGUGGCUGGAUCUCCCGGCGUACAAACCGGCCCCUCGACGGUCGGUAGACUUUCGAGUCGAAGUCGGGCAGCGCUUUGAGCCCCUCACACCCAAUAAAGGAUUCAACUUUGCUACCCUGGAGAGCUCAUUUGAUGAUUAUGUGCACAUGCCAGGAAGGAAGGUCACCACCGGGGUACCCCUGGACGGCGGAAUCGCCCAAGACGACAACGAGAUUCGGCGCGAAGUCACCCGAGAUUUCACCAUGGUCGAACCCGUCCGGGGAAUCCCCCGAGUGCCAUACACCGGAACAACGCCCGCCGGGGCCGCAGGCAAAAUGCCCGGAAACCGGAACGGAGUCAGCAACAUGCUGCCUAUCCUCGACCCGGGGUCUCUCUCCGUGCGAAUCCUGCUCGAUAACAGCCACGGGCACAGCAGCCAGCUCGCGACGCAUAUCUCCGCGCUGCGGUCGACCAGCAACAUUGCGAAAGAAUGAGAUAAGACACAGGGGCAGGCCCAUCCCGCGACUAGCCGGGAUAACCGAUCAUCGACGCAGCCCAAGAAAGUGCGGAUCACGCAAAGCGUGUCGGAUAAUCAAAUCACGAAGCGCGGUCGAGGCACCUAGAUAGAGUUGGCUUUACACCCCUUCCUUCCCUCCCUGCUAGCAUCUAGAAAGUAUAUUAUAUGCCCUGUGCUUAAUGAAAUGUAUGUACAAUAGACUACAGCAACGAUACCCCCCAGCAUACAAGCGACGUGGAACCAAGCUCCUAACCCCAGUAGAAACUCAAAUCCAUGCAAAGGAGAAAGAACCCCAGAUCACCCCACUACUAUGCAAGUAUACCAAAUCACAUACAUAAAACAACCACCACCCCCUGUAAAGCAAAACAAAACAAAAAACAAGAACAGA
This is a messenger RNA of Aspergillus pseudonomiae, 2303 nucleotides long. RefSeq lists its product as uncharacterized. The coding region runs from base 540 to 1892 and encodes 450 amino acids. The transcript has 2 exons. The record is from RefSeq and is a predicted model, not a curated record. NCBI's taxonomy places the organism in Eukaryota, Fungi, Ascomycota, Eurotiomycetes, Eurotiales, Aspergillaceae.